AUGGCGAUGCAGAAGGCUAAAGAGAUCGUUUCAACCAAUUCCACGCUUUUGUGUACGAAAGGAGUAUCUGUGUUUGCGUUUGUGAUCUUGAGUAAAUCUGAUGGAUUCAAGUCGUAUUGUCCUUACUGUGUGAGUGUGAAGGAGCUUUUGCAACAACUGGGAGCUACGUUCAAAGCCAUUGAGCUCGACAAAGAAAGUGAUGGUGCAGCAGUUCAAUCAGCUCUUGGUGAAUGGACAGGACAACGCACUGUGCCUAAUGUGUUUAUAGGAGGGAAACACAUUGGUGGCUGCGAUGCAACGACAAACUUGCAUAAAGGCGGUAAGUUGGUUCCGCUGUUAACUGAAGCUGGAGCUAUCGCUGCAAAAGCUGGAACGACUUCUGCUUAA
Molecule: messenger RNA, 387 nt
Organism: Arabis nemorensis
Lineage: Eukaryota; Viridiplantae; Streptophyta; Magnoliopsida; Brassicales; Brassicaceae
Source: the annotation of a GenBank genome assembly